GCGGCGGUGACGACACCCGAGCGGCCAUGAAGGGCGGGUCGAGCUCGCGCAGGCGCCGGGCGGAGGAGCGCAGCUCGGCAGCGGGGACCGAGGAGCGCGGCUGCCCGAGGGAGGCGGCAGGCGGCAUGGGCGCGGGUCCGGUGCUGGCCGCGCUGCUGCUGGCCGGCUCGGUGCUGAGUGCCACGCUGCUGGCCCCGGGCCGCGGGAGGGAGCCAGAUGUAGAUGAGAAGAGGAAUGUGGAGCUGAAGAUGGAUCAGGCUUUGCUUCUCAUCCACAAUGAACUGUUGGGAACAAGCCUUACUGUAUACUGGAAAUCUGAAUGGUGUUACCAAUGUGCCUUCCAGCCUCUGACAAACGUCUCUCACAGUGGCAAGCCUGCAAAGCGGAGCGUGGCAGCCGUCUCCGUGAGCACUCAGCACGGGUCCAUCCUGCAAGUUAAUUAUACCGGGGGAGAGACGGCAGCCUGCAGGCUGGAAUACAAGUUUGGAGAAUUUGGAAACUAUUCCCUUACGGUACAGCAUGCUGCCACUGGAGCCAAUGAAAUUGCCUGUGACCUAGUUGUUAAUGAGAAUCCAGUCGACAGUAACCUUCCUGUAAGUAUCGCUUUCCUUGUUGGUCUGGCAAUCAUCAUCGCGAUAUCUUUCCUGAGGCUCCUGCUGAGUUUGGAUGACUUCAGUAAUUGGAUUUCUAAGGCAAUAACUUCUCGAGAAACUGACCGCCUCAUCAAUUCUGAGCUAGGAUCCCCCAGCAGAGCAGACCCUCUCAGUGGUGACUGCCAGCCAGAAACACGCCGCACAUCUGCCUUGCCACACCGUCUCCGAUGUGUGGACACAUUUAGGGGGAUAGCUCUCAUUGUCAUGGUCUUCGUUAAUUAUGGAGGAGGGAAAUAUUGGUACUUCAAACAUUCAAGUUGGAAUGGACUGACUGUGGCCGACCUUGUCUUCCCAUGGUUUGUAUUUAUUAUGGGAACUUCAACUUUCUUGUCAAUGACCUCUAUCCUACAACGAGGAUCUUCAAAAAUCAGACUUCUGGGGAAAAUUGCAUGGAGAAGUCUCCUGCUAAUCUGUAUAGGAAUUAUCAUUGUCAACCCCAACUAUUGCCUUGGUCCAUUGUCUUGGGAUAAGGUGCGGAUCCCUGGUGUCCUGCAGCGGUUGGGAGUGACGUACUUUGUGGUUGCUGUGGUGGAGCUCAUCUUCUCAAAGCCUGUCCCUGACAGUUGUACCUUGGAGAGAAGCUGCCUUUCUCUUCGAGACAUCACUUCCAGUUGGCCCCAGUGGCUUGUCAUUUUGAUGCUGGAAAGCAUUUGGCUGGCUCUGACAUUCUUUUUACCUGUCCCUGGGUGCCCUACCGGCUACCUUGGCCCUGGCGGUAUUGGGGACUUGGGGAAGUACCCUCAUUGUACUGGAGGAGCCGCUGGCUACAUCGACCGCCUGCUUCUGGGAGACAGUCAUCUGUACCAGCACCCGUCCUCUGCUGUCCUCUAUCGCACCGAGGUGGCCUACGACCCGGAAGGAAUCUUAGGGACUAUCAACUCCAUUGUGAUGGCAUUUUUAGGAGUCCAGGCAGGAAAAAUACUGCUGUAUUACAAGGAUCAGACGAAAGCCAUCCUGACGAGAUUCGCCGCCUGGUGCUGCAUCCUUGGGCUUAUUUCUGCUGCCUUGACAAAAAUGUCUGCAAAUGAAGGCUUUAUUCCAAUAAACAAAAAUCUCUGGUCCAUCUCCUACGUCACCACGCUGAGCUGCUUUGCCUUCUUCAUCCUGCUGGUCCUCUACCCAGUUGUGGAUGUGAAGGGGCUGUGGACGGGAACCCCGUUCUUCUAUCCCGGGAUGAAUUCCAUUCUGGUGUACGUUGGUCACGAGGUGUUUGAGAACUACUUCCCUUUCCGGUGGAAGCUGCGGGAUGACCAGUCACACAAAGAACAUCUGAUUCAGAACAUAGUGGCCACUGCUCUCUGGGUGCUCAUCUCCUACGUUCUCUAUAAAAAGAAGAUAUUUUGGAAAAUCUGACGGCAUUCACUCACUGGAACAUGUUGCUGGAGGAGCCAGCGGCCCUGUCAGGAGGAUGAAAACAUUCUUUAUUAAAGGGAUCCUCCCUCACAAAAGGGAUGUACUUCCGGAUGCUGUGUCCAAGCUGAUUUGCUUAGACAUCAGAAAGCUGCCUAUAUAUUUUUUACUUACAUAUUUGAGAUGUUAUGCCCUCCAUUUUCUAUGAAAUUGAUAUAUUUGGAACAUGUGUAGAAAUCUCCUUGAAAUUCUCAGAGGGGAUUUUCUAUGGACAAUUUGCCUCUAAUGGAGGCCAAGGUCGGUGGGCUGGUUUGACUCAGAGGUAUAGAGUGUCUUCCUAGCUUGGACAGUUUGGUUCCUGCUACCACAAACAAGCAAACAACAAGAACACAAGAAAACCCCCAAAUAAUUGAGGGACCGAUUCUCAUUUCCUGAAACCGGCCUCCCAUGUGUCUAUGGUGCCGACAACAAAUGCCAUGCUUUCUGUUGUUAGGCUUCUAGAAAGCUUUUUUAGUGAACUGUGUCAUAAUGCUGUCUUUUCUUCUUUACAGCAUGCACUUUAAUGUUUCUAGAAAGCCAAAGUAAAUUUUUUCCCGAUGUUCAGGGCUUUGAUGGCCCCACAAAAUGUGUUUUCCAAAGCUACUGGCUUCCUCCCCCUCACCCCCCCACCCGGAAAAAACCUGAAGUAUCGGUUUAUUAUUGUCAGCUCCUCUACCUGUCCACCCACCUUACUAGUUCCUGCUGUCUGUCUGUCUGCCUGUCUGCACCUCGGCAUCUCCAGGCACUCAGAGAUGGAGCCAUGGAAGGAAGAGCAUCUGUUCCUGCUGUGGGUCCUCUGAACCCCCUCCCAUGGAAGGUACAGGCCAGUCCCCUGACCUGUCAUCUGUGGAAGCAAAGAGAUGGGGUGCUCCGACAAGUCUCCCAUGCUUAGAUGUGAUGUGGUGGGGUCUGUCAGUAGCUUCUCUGAAAUCCCCACGGUAAUCUUACAGAAAAGCCUGGAAAAGGAAUAACAAGACCUUUUACCGCCCCGUCGUCGGAGCGAGUCUUAGCAGUGGCUGUCCACAGUUUCCUAGCAGCGAGGGUUAUAAUUGUGAAAACGGCCCUUGCGUGUGGUCCUUGUAAUUUCCUCUUGGGGAUUUUCCCGAGUAUUCUCAUUCAAGGAGGAUCAUGAUGGGGUUGUACUUUAGACCACUCUUCUGUGGUGACCUGGGGACAUUUCAGUGACUGCUCGUGCCUUUGCGGCUUUUGAGUGCCCCACCCCUUCUACAUUCCCAUUUUAAAAAUACACAUUUUCUCAUCGCUACGUCUCAGUUCUGCCCCUCUUCCACCUCUGCCUGCCUCAUUCUCCUGUUACGACCCUGGGCUAGUCGAGAAGCCUGCCUCCUCCUGUGACUGGUCCACUGCCUCCAGAUUAAACUCGAUAAAGCAGGAGCUGAAUCAAACCACCAUCUUGUCCAGUAGACUGUGCCUGGGCCAUCUCGGCCUGGUACGACCUCUUCAUCUGAUCCCAGCACCCUGCGGUGUUUUCCCACCUUCACAGCCUGCUUGUGGUGGCCCAUCGGCGGCCCUCCCUCCCUCCCUUCCUCCCUCCCACCCUCCUUUCCUCCUUCCCUCCCGGUUCUCAUCUUCCUCUUCAUUUUUCCCCUGACCUGGACUCGAUCUAUCAUUUAAAAUGCCCCAUUGCUGGUAUCUUCUUCAGCGUUUUCAAAUAUUGAUGUUCAUCUUAUUGGCAUUAAUGGCUUCUGCCUUUGUGAUGGUUAUUUUCUGUGAUAUUGUGAUAUUAAUGGCAAGAAUGGCACAUUCUUCUGCAUCUUCUGCACCAAAUGCACUGCCUUGUGCUAAGCAAGUCUAAAUAAACAUUUAUUAAA
This is a messenger RNA of Onychomys torridus (southern grasshopper mouse), 3871 nucleotides long. It is a transcript of the gene Hgsnat, whose product is annotated as heparan-alpha-glucosaminide N-acetyltransferase. The record is from RefSeq and is a predicted model, not a curated record. Gene Ontology annotation, cellular component: lysosomal membrane. NCBI's taxonomy places the organism in Eukaryota, Metazoa, Chordata, Mammalia, Rodentia, Cricetidae. Bases 27 to 2006 code for a protein of 659 amino acids. The transcript has 18 exons. Gene Ontology annotation, biological process: lysosomal transport.